AUGUUUAACACUUAGUGGCAUUGACAGUAAAACUAGGCAUGCGGUGAAUGUUUCACACAUAUUUUUGCAGUGACUGGAGUGUGGAUGGUGUUCAUCUGGAGAUAUUGUCAAUUACUUUUUACAUAGGGCAAUCAACUUCCAUUGACAUAAGUGAAGGCAAAGUGAGUAAAGGCGAUGGCAUCUCCUCUUACGAAGUCAUCAUAUGUGGAAACGACGGAAGACUCAAUCCAUGAAUUUAAGAGAUAGAAGAAACUCUCCAAGAAGGUUUAUCGCAAAGCCAAGCUUUGACCACAGUAAAAAUAAUCAACCAACCACCCGCCAUAUCGAAACCAAUAAUUGAAGAGAAGUUACACAAGCGAUUUCUGUGCACUGUAUAGUAAACAGCGAGUGGUGAAACAAUAACGUCUUCUAUGUGCAUGAACUCUUUGAAAAACGUUGUCCUAGAAAAAGGAUGAUGGGACUGAUGCAAGUGCGUUUGGCUAGUGGUAUUUUGUUCCUUUCGGGAAUUGCCAGUGCGGGUAUUUUGGACAAUUUCAAUUGGGGCAGGUCGGAUAGGAUAGAUGUCAAUUUGCCUUGGUUGCCAUUUGAAAAUGAAACCAGAUGCUACGAUGAACUGGGAUGUCUCAAUAUUACUAGGACUUGGUAUCACCUAAUUCUGAGACCAUUCAAUGUGUUUCCCUUGCCUCGAGCUGUGAUAAAUACUAGAUUUAUACUUUAUACGCGAUUGAACCCGAGUGAUGGCCAACUUAUUCGGGCUAACAAUCAGUCGAUCGAAAAAUCGAAUUUAGAUAUUAAGAAGAAAACCAAAUUCAUCAUUCACGGUUUCAUUGACACACCUUUAUCGAACUGGGUGAGAGAUAUGAGAGAUGAACUUCUCAAAUCCCAGGAUGUCAAUGUCAUCGUGGUGGACUGGGCUGGUGGCAGUUUACCCCUCUACACACAAGCCACUGCAAACACUAGAUUGGUAGGACUGGAAAUUGCCUACCUGAUCAAUUAUUUGGUGAAAAAUUAUGAAGUAGAUGCAAGAGAUAUUCACAUAAUUGGACAUUCUCUCGGGGCGCAUACAGCAGGUUAUGCAGGCUCUCUAGUACAGGGGUUAGGAAGAAUAACUGGUUUAGAUCCAGCAGAGCCAUACUUUCAGCCACAAGUGAGACUGGAUCCCAGUGAUGCAGAACUAGUGGAUGUCAUCCAUACAGAUGGAAAGGGAAUAAUUUUUCUUGGGUAUGGUAUGUCUCAACCUUGUGGUCAUUUGGACUUCUAUCCGAACGAUGGAAAAGAACAACCUGGCUGUGAUAUAACUCAAACACCCUUAGUGCCACUCACCCUCAUAAGAGAUGGACUUGAGGAAGCAUCCCGAGUACUUGUGGCUUGUAACCAUGUUAGAGCCAUCAAGUUAUUUAUAGAUAGUAUCAAUGCGAAUUGUCCCUACAUAGGGCACACCUGUUCCAGUUAUAACCAAUUCAAAGAAGGAAGAUGUUUCACCUGCAAGCCAGGUACAGGGUGUGCCAUUAUGGGAUAUCAUGCAGAUUCAACUCCCGGAUUGUUGGAAAACGAAUUGCAACCGCAAUCAAAGCUACAAGAAACAAUUGGAAACAAAUAUUAUUUAACCACUGGGAAGGAAUAUCCUUUUUGCCACCGCAUUUAUCGAGUAAGCGUUGAAACAGCACACCCCUCAUUUGCCGAGAAUUGGGUCCAGGGUCAUCUGAAAGCUUCCGUCUACAGCCCCUCUGGGGUAAUCCACAUGGACCUAACCCCAUCUGGUGAUAUGAAGUUGGAACAUGGCGCUACCUAUACCACAAUAGUGUCUCAUCCUAUAGAUCUAGGAGGGAAUGUGAGAAAAGUAGAGCUCAACUGGGAAUAUGAUAUGAAUGUUUUAGAACCCAGAACUUUGUGCUUGUUCUGGUGCAAUGACCACCUCUAUGUGAAAAACGUAUUGGUGGAAGAAAUGGAGAUGCCAGGGCGAGGGAAAAGAGAUGCCCAAUUCUCCAGCAAACUGUGUUCCAAAGGAAAAAAAGACUAUGCAGAUAUUUCUAAUAGGGGAAAAGGAAUUUUCACAGACUCAUGUUCAACUUCAAACAAAUAUUCCAAGAGCUAGUGAUGAAUAACUAGUGAAAAAUCUGAAAUAGUAAUAAAUGUUUCUUCAAGAAAGGAGGAAUAGGUGGUGUGUUUGAGGAUGUAAAUAUAAUAGAUUUGAGGAUAAACAUUUUUAGAAAUAUUUGUUAUCCAUUGUGAUUUAAGUAGAUAUAUUUAUUAUGAAAGUACAAAUUUAAAGAAUUUGUCAAUCCCACUGAUUUUCAAAUCAGAAAUUGAAAAAAGUUUCCAAAAUAUUUGAAUGGAAUAAUCUUAUAAACCAUUCAAAUCCUGAUUGUAAGGUAGAUUGAGAUAGUCUAUGUACUGAAAACAGAUUUUUUUUCGUUAUAUGAAAUUGAGGUAUUAUGGAUGGAAUCUCCAGUAUGAGAGUCUUCACAAAAAUAUCUAAGUUGCAAUAUUUUAGAAAAAUCAAAGUGGCUUAUUUCAUUUGUAUCCUUAUAUGAUGACUAGUUAUAAUUUUAAAAAUGUGAUUUUAUUCAGUCACCAUCUAUUAUGCCAAUGUUUUUAUAAUAUAAUUUCAUCCACUUUAUAUUUCAUACCUGUAACUUCGAUUUUGUACUUGUGAACUAUGUUUGUGAUAUCAUUUAUUUUUUAUUCGAGACAAUGAAUAUAUAUAUUCAGUAAAAA
Messenger RNA from Leptinotarsa decemlineata (Colorado potato beetle), 2718 nucleotides. Its product is annotated as pancreatic triacylglycerol lipase. Gene Ontology annotation, biological process: lipid catabolic process. Gene Ontology annotation, molecular function: serine hydrolase activity; triacylglycerol lipase activity. NCBI's taxonomy places the organism in Eukaryota, Metazoa, Arthropoda, Insecta, Coleoptera, Chrysomelidae. The record is from RefSeq and is a predicted model, not a curated record.